Molecule: messenger RNA, 3904 nt
Organism: Girardinichthys multiradiatus
Lineage: Eukaryota; Metazoa; Chordata; Actinopteri; Cyprinodontiformes; Goodeidae
Gene: maff
Product: v-maf avian musculoaponeurotic fibrosarcoma oncogene homolog F
Exons: 3
Coding region: 1288-1821 (177 amino acids)
Biological process (GO): regulation of transcription by RNA polymerase II; regulation of epidermal cell differentiation
Cellular component (GO): nucleus
Molecular function (GO): RNA polymerase II cis-regulatory region sequence-specific DNA binding; DNA-binding transcription factor activity, RNA polymerase II-specific
Source: RefSeq, a predicted model, not a curated record
ACAAGGUGAUUAAGAUAUAAACAAAAUAUGGCUCCGUUCUGUAAUACUGAGCCUAAGAGUUAUUAUGUUCACUGUUGGAUUCAUACAGAUUAAAGUAAACAAAAGAACAACCUGAAACAAUCUCAUGAAGUUAUUUGUUAUUAAACUGCAGGGUUAUGCCACGUCCCUAAACGUUGUGACAAUGCUGACUCAUCAGUACACCGGAAGAGGGUUCAAAAGUUGCAAAACAUCACGAUAAUGCUUUGAAACUUAACAAAUGCUUCAAUUGUCAGUUUCACAAUCAUAAAGAAGAAAAAUAUUGACAGGAGCUGCCAUUAGUCAACACCUACCUCAGAGAAGCCACAUGGCUGCAGCUGCAGUAACAUCAUGCAGCCUUCCUGGUUAGUUGUUUGUUUUUGUGUUGUUCCAAACAUCAGGCCUGAAAAGCAUGACCCACAGAAGGGAUGUUCACUUUCUAAAGAGAAAAAUCCCAUGUUGCGAAAAAUCCAAAAGUUACCACUGACUUUGCAAAAACAACAUGGGAAAACACCCUGUGGUUUUUUGUAAGGUGUGAAAGUAGAAUCGUUGGGCUUGCUUCAUUUUAAUACCCUGCUGUUUUAUGGGACGCCGUCUCUUUAACCUGCACUGUCGCCCUUUGUUCUGUUCCCUUGGUUGGCUUGGAGGUGAAACAGAACCUGUCCCAUCAGCUGAAAACCUUUAUCAAUAUGAAAGUGAUCUGAAGCACACCACUAAACCAACAAAGAAACAGCAAAGGGAAAAACAGCUUCGGUUAGCCCACUUAGAGGUUAGACUUUUAUCCCACGCAACGAUAUUUGUGAUCUGACCUUAAAUGGCUUAUAGGCAGCCCUGAUGCAAUCUCUGUAUGAAGCGCUGAGUGAGAAAAACAGAGAAACAUGACAAAUACAGCUGAGUCUGAUGGAUUUAACUUAUUGUUUUAAAGCAAACUACUGAAGAACAUCUAAAGUUGUCGGUUUAACAGUCAGGAUACUCCCUGAAUGUUUUCAUGUUUUACAGUGAAAGCUUUGAACCGUUGAUGUUGACAAGAGGAAGUGUCAAGUGAACUGGUUAGGACACCUGCUUUGAGCAACUAAAAGCCAGACACAAAGAAUAACUUCCCCCUCACCAUUCUAGCGAAUAGGAAAGAAAGGCACGUCGUUUUGAAAAGCUCCUCUUCCUCCCAUAUCAAACCGCAGAGUUUAAUGACAGAGCGCGUUUGGAGAAGCAUGAAAGAUCUGUGGGUUCUCCUUUUCUUCACAGCGUGUGCAUGACCAACUGUCUUGUGAGCGGAUGCGUCUGUAUUCGUUUGAACUGGUGCUUGAGGGAAAAACUGAAGACAACUGGAUCAUGACGACAGAGAGGAACAGCAAAGCCCUGAAGGUCAAGCAGGAGUGUGGUGAGAAUGUGCACUUCCUGUCAGACAGUGAGCUCAUGUCCCUCUCAGUGCGGGAGCUGAAUCUCCACCUGCGAGGCCUCUCCCGUGAGGAGAUCCAGAAACUGAAGCAGCGCCGUCGGACCUUGAAGAACCGCGGCUAUGCCGCCAGCUGCCGUGUCAAACGCGUUUCCCAACGAGAGGCAUUGGAGCAGCAGAAAAUGGAGCUCCAGAGAGAGGUGGAGCGGCUCGGGGCUGAGAACGCCGGCAUGAGGAAAGAGCUGGAGGGGCUCGGCGCGCGCCUCGCCGCCCUCCAGAGGUUCGCCAGGGGUCUGGAAGCUGGAGGAGGGAGCCUGCUGGCGACGGCUCCACGCCUCAACACCGCCUCGGUCAUCACCAUCGUCAAGAGUCCACAGCAGCCUCAGCAACAGAGAGAACAGGAGCCGUCCUAGAAGAGCUGCCAGAACCAGACAACGGGGUGGGGGGGGAGACGUAGGCAUGGAUACUCAACACACACAUGUAUGCAAAGACAAGAGAGCAACAAACUAGAUCAGUAGGAAAAUACUAAACAUGCUGUCUGCACCUUUUUCACGUUAUGAUAUGCAGAAGUGAUUUACCUCAGUGCAGCAAGGUGUGCAACGUUGCCUAGCAACAACAACAACCUAGCUUAGGUUUUCUAUACAAGCAGCAGGAGCAGUAGAGGAGUCAUCCAGAACAUGUCCACUGACCCCUGCAGAUAUUUGUCACUGCAGCUAAGAUGACUGGAAACGUGCUCCACUGUUCAAGCACUCAGAUUCUAGAGCAGAACUUUUCAUGCUAAUUAGGCAGGGCUGAUGAACAUAGAUCCACAAAACAUCGAUCCACCAUACCACCCAAAGGGCAGACGUCGAUUAGUUGGACUCUGACUGAAGCCGGUCCGACCCAGAGUUACUGUACUUCUUUACUCCAGCUGUGAUACUGGAGCUUUCUAGUUAGGAUCAUCCUUCAGCCUCCAUUUAGAUCAUCAGAUGUUUGAAGCUUCCUCUCCUGCAUCUUCACGUCUAAAGCAUUGUGGUCCUAUUCUGAUCCCACUUCCAGUUUAGUAGUAAUUAUUAGCAGCUCUGUCGUCCCCUCUUACAUGGGAGGGUUAUACAUGCAUCAAAAUAAUUAUUUCAAUAUAUUUAACCUCCAGGCAAGAAGGUUAAAGAUGGUCACUUUCCUCCACUGUAACCCUUAUUCUUCACAUCAUUUAUCACAUCAACACAGUGCCUUCAGGACAUGUAGGAGCUACAAGAACCCAAACCUGAACAGAAAGAAGUAAAAGCAGAACCUCAUUGCUCCUUCUUUCCUGUUUCAGAACCGCAUCACUUUCAUUAUGAUUGCUGUGGACUUUCUAAGUUUUCUGACCUAUAACCACCCCCCCCCCCCCCCAACACACACACUCUGCUCAUUUCAAAAACCUUAUUGUGCAGUAACUUGGGUACAGUCUGCUGCGGCUUCAGUUCAUAUCUAGACGUUUAUCUGCAGGCUUCCAUCAGACACACGUCGGUCAUUUUGCCAGAUUUCCGUGUCUGCGCUGAUUGGACGGGAAUGCCGCUCACGCCGAUUGAAACCCUCUGAAAACAUUCCAGUUUUGUUUUAUUUUCAACGUCCGUAUGUGCUGCAGAGACGAAAAUGUUGAGUACAUUUUUAAGAGAAAUAUAUUCUAUAUUUUAUUUGUAUUUAAAGGUAGAUAUUAUGAAAAGACAAGCUAACGAGUGCUGUGAUGUUCUACAUGUUUUUAAAGUACUUAUGACUAGUCUGAGAGGAUUCUCAAGUCUAAUUAUUGUUGUGUUGUGUGGCAACAAGGAUUACAAGAUGUUAAUGAUUAGAUGCGUAGAAAUACUCAAAGCCAGCGGCCAUAUUGAUGUAUGAUGAUUUUUCUGUGUGUGUUUUAUUACCAUGUUCGUACCAGCUUGUCCCAACAGAUCCCAGGGAGGAACAUUUAUUUUUCUACAACAAUCUGUUUGUUGUUAAAAAAAGAGAAUUACCAGCUGGAAGGGAGGGAACAUCCAGGGGGCGCUAGACGAAGAUGAGAGGAGAAAGAAAGAGGCAGGAAGGGACUAGAAGAUGGGGAGAUUCCAGGUUAAAGGAAAAAGAAAGUAGACUCUGCAGGCUGGAAGAGAAAGUGCAUAGAGAGGAGGGCUGGUUCACUUGAUGAGCUCCAUAAGGUGUUGGCUCAGACACAUCUAUGCUUCCUGGGGCUUUGUUUAGGCCACUGAGUAGUCAUAGCAGUAGAGAUAUGUAAGUAGGAAUUGUACCAACAACCAUGUUGCAGAGUAUCUCGUCUUGAAGACAUGAGGCGUGUAUUUAGCUAGAUAUGAGUAUCGUUGUGGCAAAGCAUUUAUUCCCGAUACUUUAAUGUUCUUCCAAUCGUGCUGGAUGUUUUGUAAUACCUGCAAAACAAAAAUGGUAUUUGUAUUUAUUACCUGUAUUUUUUCUAUUGUGAAAAUUUAAGUACAUUGUCUAUUUUAUAUAUUAAUUAUAAUAAAUGUUGUACAUAUUGUACAUAAAAUA